GGGCCGAGCCGGAGCGGGAGUCGGAGCCGGAGGGGCCGCCGCCAUGGGCCGCCUCGGGCCCGCCUGCUGCGCGCUGCUGCUCGCCCUGGGGCUCUGUCGGGCGCGGCCCCGGAACGUGCUGCUGAUCCUCGCGGAUGAUGGAGGCUUUGAGAGUGGCGCGUACAACAACAGCGCCAUCUCCACCCCUCACCUGGAUGCCUUGGCCCGCCGCAGCCUCAUCUUCCGAAACGCCUUCACCUCCGUCAGCAGCUGCUCUCCCAGCCGUGCCAGCCUGCUCACCGGCCUGCCCCAGCACCAGAACGGGAUGUACGGGCUGCACCAGGGCGUGCACCACUUCAGCUCCUUCGACACGGUGCGGAGCCUGCCGCGGCUGCUCAGUCAAGCCGGCGUGCGCACAGGCAUCAUCGGCAAGAAACACGUGGGGCCGGAGGCAGUGUACCCGUUUGACUUCGCCUACACGGAGGAGAACGACUCUGUCCUCCAGGUGGGGCGGAACAUCACUCGCAUUAAGCUGCUAGUCCGGAAGUUCCUGCAGACCCAGGACAACAGGCCCUUCUUCCUCUACGUUGCCUUCCACGACCCCCACCGCUGCGGGCACUCCCAGCCCCAGUUCGGAGCCUUCUGUGAGAAGUUUGGCAAUGGGGAGAGUGGCAUGGGGCGCAUCCCAGACUGGACCCCCCAGACCCACAGCCCCCAGGACGUGCUGGUGCCUUACUUCGUCCCUGACACCCCAGCGGCCCGAGCUGAUCUGGCAGCUCAGUACACCACUAUCGGCCGGAUGGACCAAGGGGUCGGACUUGUGCUCCAGGAGCUGCGCGGAGCGGGCGUCCUGAACGACACCCUGGUGAUCUUCACGUCUGACAACGGAAUCCCCUUCCCCAGCGGCAGGACCAACCUGUACUGGCCGGGUACUGCAGAACCUUUGCUGGUGUCAUCCCCGGAGCACCCGAAACGCUGGGGCCAGGUCAGCGAGGCCUACGUGAGCCUCCUAGACCUCGCGCCCACCGUCUUGGAUUGGUUCUCCAUCCCCUACCCCAGCUACGCCAUCUUUGGCUCGAAGACCGUCCGGCUUACUGGCCGGUCCCUCCUGCCAGCACUGGAGGUCGAGCCCCUUUGGACCACCGUCUUCGGCAGCCAGAGCCACCACGAGGUCACCAUGUCCUACCCCAUGCGCUCCGUGUACCACCGGAACUUCCGCCUCGUGCACAACCUCAGCUUCCGGAUGCCCUUCCCCAUCGACCAGGACUUCUACGUCUCGCCGACCUUCCAGGACCUCCUGAACCGCACCACGGCCGGGCAGCCCACGCGCUGGUACAAGGACCUGCACCACUACUACUACCGGGCGCGCUGGGAGCUCUAUGACCAGAGCCGGGACCCCCACGAGACCCAGAACCUGGCUGGCGACCCGCGCUUCGCCCAGGUGCUCAAAACGCUGCAGGCCCAGCUGGCCAAGUGGCAGUGGGAGACCCAGGACCCUUGGGUGUGCGCCCCUGACGGCGUCCUGGAGGAGAAGCUCUCCCCCCAGUGCCGGCCCCUCCACAACGAGCUGUGACAGUCCCUGGAGGCACCUACCCUCCCUGUCCCAGACGUGUUCCUGCCGCUGGCCAGCUGGUCUUCUCAACUGGUGGUGGUGACGCGGGCCCUUCCGAGAUGCUGGUGUCAUUCCUGGCCCUGCCUGGAGGGGAGACCGGGCGUGUGCCCCAGCCCUUCCCCCCAGGAGUGAGGCCACCACAGUAGGGGACACCACUGUCCUGUGUCUGAGCUGUGUCCUGGCAUAGGAAUUCUAGGGGGGCCCUGGGGACAGAGUGGGCCACGAUGAAGGAGUCUGUUUUCUGGGUUGGUUUGGGGACCUGCAGGUGGAGGGACUUGAAACCCUCUUUGGAGGUCUUUGGAGCCCUUCCCCCGUAAGGAGGUGGGGGCUUCUGUGCCACAAGGGUGUGGGUGGCCGGUGGGUCCAAACCACACUCCACGUGGCAACGUGGCAUCUGGCUCUUACCAAGCUGUGGUCUAGAGGAAGCCUUUGAGCAACCUGGGGCUGGUUUCUGCUUCUGUUGUUUUGCCCCAGGGUCAAGUAUGGCCCAGGAGGGCAUCUGUUGACCGGCUGCUCCCUGCGUGCCCAGCGUGAGCCUGUGGUCUUUCUGGGCAAACUUGUCCUUUCCGAGUGUGUCCAAAGACGAAGUCGUGCAGUGCCCCGUCCUCUGGCUUGGGUUGGUUCUCCUUGGAUGGUACCAGCAUUGCAUGGAGAAUGUUCCGGACCUGCCCUACCUCCACUCUCCACGGGAGCAGCAGCUUGGUCUGGGAAACCCGGCAGGCGGGGGCUCCCCUCCCCUCCCCCACCAUCAACUCUGUACCGAGGGUGGGGAGAAAGCCACAGAGUAUUGUAAAAGCUUUUUGUUUAGUAAA
Molecule: messenger RNA, 2403 nt
Organism: Propithecus coquereli (Coquerel's sifaka)
Lineage: Eukaryota; Metazoa; Chordata; Mammalia; Primates; Indriidae
Gene: SGSH
Product: N-sulfoglucosamine sulfohydrolase
Exons: 8
Coding region: 44-1552 (502 amino acids)
Biological process (GO): glycosaminoglycan catabolic process; heparan sulfate proteoglycan catabolic process
Molecular function (GO): N-sulfoglucosamine sulfohydrolase activity
Source: RefSeq, a predicted model, not a curated record